ACAAAUUGCUCUUUCUGUUCGUUUAAAAAUGACUGAUCAAAGACCCAUUAUUCUUUGGGCUCAUGUAAGGUCUCUUUCUACGGUUUUUGAACGGCCAUUUCUUCAAUGUCCUCAAGAAUUCCAUGUUAUUCAUGAACCAUUUGUUCCAAUUGGUUACGCUUACACAACUAAAAACACUGAAUUUUUGAAUAGAAUUCCGUUACCUAAACCUACUGAUCCGAUCACUUUUACACAUCAUUUCACACCUACUUUUAAUGAAAUUCUUGCUCCUCAUUACUAUAAUGAAAAUAAAACACAUCCUUUAAGAGUUUUUGUGAAAGAUCUUGCAUUCUUCUUUAUACAUACAUCAGAAGGAAGUCCAUUGCAAUCCAAGGAGUUUCUUUCAAAAUUUAAACAUACUUUCUUAAUUAGAAACCCAGAAAAAUCUGUAAAGUCUUAUUACAAAGCUGCAAAUGCUACCUAUAAAGCUUGGGAUAAAGCCAACGUACCUAAUUCUGAAAGGGUUGAGCUUUUUUCCUCUAGCAGGAUUGGGCUCAAAGAAUCAAGGGAUCUUUAUGAUUUAAUUACGAAUGUAACUGGAGAGGAGAUUCCAUUAGUGGAUGCUGAUGAUUUAGUUCGAGAACCUGAGAAAGUUUUGAGAAAAUAUUGUGAAAUGGUCAAUGUAGAAUUUAAGAAGGAAAUGCUUGAAUGGAAAGCAGAAAGAUUAGAGAUAUGGGAUGAAAAAAUGUCAGGCCUAUAUCACGUUCCAAAUUUAGAUUAUUUGUGGCAUAA
Molecule: messenger RNA, 771 nt
Organism: Dentiscutata heterogama
Lineage: Eukaryota; Fungi; Glomeromycota; Glomeromycetes; Diversisporales; Gigasporaceae
Source: the annotation of a GenBank genome assembly